Molecule: messenger RNA, 3434 nt
Organism: Saccostrea echinata
Lineage: Eukaryota; Metazoa; Mollusca; Bivalvia; Ostreida; Ostreidae
Product: glutamate receptor-interacting protein 1-like
Exons: 21
Coding region: 139-3252 (1037 amino acids)
Biological process (GO): neurotransmitter receptor transport, endosome to postsynaptic membrane
Molecular function (GO): protein binding
Source: RefSeq, a predicted model, not a curated record
GCUCCGAGGAUAUCGAUGAAGAGUGCGCCAUCUGUUGUCAAAAGAGAAAACAUGGAGUGAGUAAAUGAAUGAAUGCAUGGAGAAUAAAUAGUCAAAGCGGUGUACAAUGCUUAAAGCAGGGUAGUGGAGUUGUAAGGAAUGCCAGGGUGGCGCCCCGAUUGUUUGCGCAGCUCCGACAAACAUCCAGUGCUGCGGUAUAGAUCUUCUUCAAAUGCUAGUCAACUCUACACAGAGAAAGGAGCUGAUCAGAGAGGGACAGCUUUUGUAGAGCUACAUAAGAAGGCUGGUAGUGGACUAGGCUUGAUUGUAUCAGGUGGGACAGAUAAGGAAAGCAGGGCCCACAUAUCCAGUUUUAGACCAGGGGGUUUAGCACACAGGUCUGAUGCUCUGCUAGAGGGAGACUUCAUUGUGUCUGUGAAUGGGAUCAAAACACGAGACAUGAAACAUGAUGAAGUUAUCAACUUGCUCAAAAACACAGGAGAGCAAGUACUACUGGAGGUGGAAUAUCAGCUGCCUGAUACAGGGUUCUCAGACUCCUUUUCUGUCUGCUGUAAGCAACACAUUGUAAACUUGGUGAGAGAAGGAAAAAGCUUUGGCUUUACUAUCCGGGGAGGUUACCAUGAACAACAACAUAAGACACGCCCACUCAUCGUCACUCAAGUGCGACCAGGUGGACCAGCUGAUAGGGAGGGUUCUUUGAAGAUUGGAGACAGAAUCAUAGCCAUCAAUGACUACAACGUUGCCCACUUCUCCCUGUCUGAGGCCUCUGUGUUUCUACAGCAGUGUGGGAGAGAAGUCAGUUUACUGGUGGAAUAUGACGUCUCUUUCAUGGAGGCUGUAAACAAUGCCCAGGGUCCACUGUUGAUUGAGAUUGACAAACUGCCAGGAAUGAAGCUAGGGGUACAUCUGACACAGACCACACAUCAGGGGAAACCCUGUCUAUGUAUAGAUCAUAUUGAUCCCAUGAGUAUAGCAGACAGGUGUGGAGCUCUCCACAUUGGUGACCACAUCACAUCAAUAGACGGGACAAGUGUGGACCAGAUGUCAGUGGCAGAGGCCACUCGUCUGAUAGAGACGCACACACAGGACACCAUCAAACUGGAACUCCUGCCCCACAGACUGGUAGAGAGGCAACAGUCCAGGGAUUAUAUCAACAGGAACGGACUUCUCAAGGCACCAGGUUGCCUCCCCAGCAUGGCCCCUGCCUCCUCAGUCCCUGCUCUUCCAUCCUCUGCCUCCACUCCCUACGGAUUUGGCAGCAGUAAUGCUCUGUCGUCUGCUCCAUUUGGGAAUGGUAUGAUGAGGAUGUCAGGGAGAAGCAGACGAAUUUUACACAGGAUUGACCCUAAACAGGCAUCGUGUAUGUCCAUUUCGUCAGCUGCUACAUCUGUUGUCAUUAGUAACCAGAUCUGUCAUGUGGACACAGUGGAGGUGUCUCUUUGUGGGGACCACAAGGGGAUUGGUCUGACAGUGGAUGGGGGCCCACCAGAGGGCAUCACAGUGUGUUUUAUACAUCCUGGGAGUGCUGCAGAGAGGUGUGGUGUAAUUCAGGAGGGCGAUCGAGUGGUGGGCAUUAACAACAUUGAAAUAACCAACCAAUCAGCAGAGGAGGUGAAUCAGCUGAUUAGAGAACACAGGCACCGAUGUGACCUCACCAUUGAAUAUGAUGUCGCAGAGUCAGUGAUGCCCAGUUCUGGUGUUUUUGUUGUCAAGCUUCCAAAUCAUCCCAGAAAUCUGGGCCUCACCAUUAAAACAAUCAGAAGAGAAUUAAUCAUUACUUCAGUGAAGAAAGGCAGUGUUUCUUACAGGUGUGGCUCUGUACAGCCCGGUGACAGGCUACUGGCUAUUAAUGACAUCAGAACGGAGGGUCUGACUGUGGAGGAUGCCAUUCACCUCCUACAGACUCCAGAGGACAUAAUCAAACUGAAACUGAGGAGAGAAGAACACCCUAAUGACGAGAGUUGUGAUGAGUCUGUGGUGUAUACGGUGGAGCUGCACCGCCGUGGUGGACCAUUAGGAAUCACAAUCUCGGGGACAGAUAGUCCAGGUGACCCCAUCAUCAUCUCUGAUAUCAUUAAAGGAGGACUGGCUGAAAAAACUGGUGCCAUACAUAUUGGAGACCUUCUGUUGGCCAUCAAUGGAGAAAUCAUGAAAGGAAGGACACUAACUGAGGCCACAGAAAUGUUACAGAAUACUGAAGAUCUUGUCACACUGAAGAUAGCUCGACCUAUUGAGGCCAACAGAUCAAGACAGAGAAAAGGGGGUCAUUUUAGUGAUCGAUCCACAACACCAGCAGCAAGUAUAGACAGUGCCAUGGAAUCCUGGGAUAGCGAGUGUCAUGACACCCAGCUGGGGGCCUCUGGGAAUGGUCAUGCUAUUCAGCCAGUGGUUGUGUCCAGACCUCUCAGUCGAUCCAACAAAUACAGUACAAGUAUCAACAGUGGUGGAUCAAAUAAUUCCAAUGUGUUGUCAAGUAUGGACAGAAUAGAUGAUCUCAGCUCUGAUGACGACCUUAACAAUCAUGAUGUCAGUCGGCAUGGUCACGGUGAAAAUGAGGCUGUGGAAGAAUGGGUUAGGUCCUUUGAGGAUUACGAAAAUUCAGAAAUGUUGCAGCAAAUCGGUGCAAGUUUACGAGAGAAAAGCACAUCUAGCCUUGAUAGACGUGCCCGACCAAUGACUAGGAUGCACAGGAAACAGAUCUCGCACAGCACAGCCAUUAAUUUCAACAGUGACCUUGAACUGAACAAAGUGAUGUCACGCCCUAGGAAAGCCAGAAGUGCUGUGCGACCCAGCAAGUCAAACGCGGAGAUGUACCAGAAUCAUGUCAAGACAAUCUUUUCCCCAACACCAGUGCAAUUACAUAAAAUAAUGCUGAUGCGGAGCACGAUGGUAGAGGAUUUCGGUUUUGGACUGUCAGAUGGAAUGUAUGAGAAAGGUGUAUACAUCAGUGGGGUUAGGAAAGGUAGCAUAGCUGACCUGAAUGGAUUAAAACCAUUUGAUCGGGUACUACAGGUGAAUGGCAAGAGAACAAAGGAUUUUGACUGUGCACUCACUAUUCCAUUGAUUACGGAGGCUGGAAAUAGCCUACAUCUCAUCAUCAGCCGCAACCCCAUCGCUAAGUCGGCAAGUCUGGGUCACAAGCGAUUCGCUGGUUCCCAGCCCUUCAGAGAUUAUAAUUCAUACGAUGACGAAAAAGUGUACGAAAAUUCCAGUGUGUCGUCAGCCAGUGUAUAUAGUCCCAAGACUGUCUGAUAUUAUUUCUAAGCAAUGUGAUAAUUUAUUUUUUAUUAUUGAGAGUGGUUGAAGCUUUACAUGUUUGUAGUAGAAUUUGAUGAUGUUUGAUAGACAGAUUUACAUUUACAAAUAUAUAGGUUGUAGGUUUACUCUAAACUGAAUGAUAAAAAAAGUAAUACGUGUGGAUAUUAUUUACAGCA